CCCUCGAUCGAGCUGCUGCUGCUGUGUAUGUAUGUACCUUGGCCUCUGCUUGGUCCCUCUUUUAAUUAUUUUUUUGGCUGCGACUUUUGUCGUGUUAGAGUUGGGUCAUGCCACCCAACAACUGCAACCUGUUCCUCAGUUAUCUACCAUGCAUAUCGCCGCAACAUCGAUUUACGUACGGCACCCUCUCAGCCUUGUUCCAUCGAGGACAAUGAACCCCUGCCUGGCGCUUGGCAUGCGUAAAAUUGGGGAUGUUCUCCUGUCGAUUCUUGGCCCCAAAACUGGUACUACGCCCGAAUGCUAAGGCAGGUUUUCCAUGACAACAGUAAUAGAAUGAAGAGCUUGCCCCUCCUCUUUAGGAGCCAGAGGGCAAACGGAACAAAGAAGGCAAUAAUGUUCAUCCGAUUCCAGCUCUUCUGCCCAGCUCAUUCAGUCAUUAC
Messenger RNA from Gamsiella multidivaricata, 440 nucleotides. RefSeq lists its product as uncharacterized. NCBI's taxonomy places the organism in Eukaryota, Fungi, Mortierellomycota, Mortierellomycetes, Mortierellales, Mortierellaceae. Bases 32 to 304 code for a protein of 90 amino acids. The transcript is spliced from 3 exons. The record is from RefSeq and is a predicted model, not a curated record.